UCCCAGCCCGCUUCCCCACUACUCUCCGGCGCUCUGUGCUGAACCCCCGCGCCCUUCCCUUCCCCCGCUUGCUCCGGGCCCCCGGCCGGCGCUAGGGCCGCGUCCCCUCACGCUGUUGCUGGUCCCGCCGCGCCCGCCGGUCACGGCCCCGCUGCCCUGCCGGGGAGGGACGGGCGUGUUGGGCUGAGCCGCGCCUUUGGCUUCCGCCGUGAAAGCACGGUCCGGUACCGCCCCGAGAGGCUCCUGUGGCCGCGGCUGUGCUUCCCCACGCUCCCUGAGUACCAGGGAUGAGGAUUCUCCGGCAUCCCGAGAUUUCAGACAAUUGGCCUGGAUACAGUCUGGAUUUAUUUACUUAUCCUCAGCACUACUAUGGAGACCUGGAAUAUGUGCUCAUUCCACAUGGCAUUAUUGUUGACAGGACAGAACGACUGGCAAAAGAUAUUAUGCAAGAUAUUGGAGACAAUGAUAUUGUGGUUCUCUGUGUCCUCAAAGGUGGCUACAAGUUCUGUGCUGAUCUUGUGGAGCACUUUAAAAAUCUUAGCAGAAAUUCAGAAAGGUUCAUCUCCAUGAAAGUCGAUUUUGUUAGACUGAAAAGUUACCACAAUGAUCAGUCUAUGCAAGAUAUGCAGAUAAUUGGAGGAGAUGAUCUUUCAAAGCUGACUGGCAAGAAUGUUCUAAUUGUGGAGGAUAUUGUUGGAACUGGAAGAACCAUGAAGGUUCUUCUUAACAAUAUAGAAAAAUACAAGCCGAAGAUGAUUAAAGUGGCAAGUUUGUUGGUGAAAAGAACAUCUCGGCCUGAUGGGUACAGACCAGAUUAUUAUGGAUUUGAAAUUCCAGAUUUGUUUGUGGUAGGCUAUGCCUUAGACUACAAUGAGCACUUCAGAGAUCUAAAUCACAUAUGUGUUAUCAAUGAUCAUGGCAAAACAAAAUACAGAGUUUAAAGCGGUAACAUCCACACCUGGAUAUUUCUGUGAAGCAGAAAUUUGACUACAGUCCCACAAGCAUCUCCCAGAAAAGCAAUUCAACUGACUUGUAUGUCUUUCAACUCAGUAUAAUAAGGGCUUUACUCUAGAGAUGCUAAUGAAUAUUUACAGAAGUGAGAGCUCUUAUCUAAAAUGUGAAACAUAGGACUUUAACAUUUACUACCUUUAUUAAGUAUUAAAAUUACCACCUAAGAUGCCUUUUGACUAAUACCUUGUAUGCCUCAGGUCUCAUUGUGAACACAUCUUUUCUUUGCUCAGUCCUUCAUUCCACUUACUGCAAUUUAUGUACUUCAUGGUGUUGCACAAGAUAGUUUAAAAGUGCCAUUCUGUGCAUGAAGAUUAUUUAACAAGAUUUUAUUGACUUCAUCAUGCCUCUAGCCUUGGUCAGAUAUGUUGCUAACAAAUUGAAAGCAUUAUUUUGAUUUAAUUCCACAGUUCAAGUUGUGUUGUGAAGUUCUGUGUUGUGUUGCAGUUCAUUACUCACUCUUCUGAACGAAGUUUUAGCUCUCAGAAUGUGCUGAAUUACAGUGCAGGUCAAAAUGAACCUUUGCAAGACACUGUUGACCCAAAAUUGGAAUAUAUCAUGGUUCUGGUAUGUCAUGUAGCCAUAGAUCUGACGUGUUUAAUGUGCUGAAUUUUAAUCAAGACAAACCAAUGCCAGGCAGGUUUGAAUUUCUGCAUGGUAUCCCCUUCUUCUCUAUGACAUAAACAGUGUUCUCCUGAGCUUAUAUUCUUAACUAAACCUCAUUAAGCACAAAAGUUUAAUUUUAGUCAGACAAUUAUUCAGUUAUGAUUGAUUUUUUUAACUCUCUAAGUUGAGAUUUCUUGUAACUAUCUGUCAUCUUCACGAAUACAGAUCUGACUAUGCUGAAGAAGACCUGUAUAGAAAUAAAAGAAGAAAUGUAUAGGACAACCCAGAAAAUCAGUUAAUGCAUGAGUGCUGUAGAUCCUAGACUCCUUUCUUUAUAGAUCAUGUUUGAAGAAGUUUGUGAAUUUUGGGUACUGUAUUAGCUGUGAAAAAUUUAAUUCUGUAUUGAAUAUAAGUGUUCUUAACAACUUUUUGAGGGAAACCAGUGCCAAGUAAGUAGCUGUGUAUCAGCAGCUUUGCUCUGAGCUGUGAGAGGCAGAUUGUUACUAGCUGCAGAUUCCUAUAAACUAAUAAAGAAACAUUAAGAAUACUU
This is a messenger RNA of Parus major (Great Tit), 2164 nucleotides long. RefSeq names its product phosphoribosyl transferase domain containing 1 (gene PRTFDC1). The transcript has 9 exons. Lineage: Eukaryota; Metazoa; Chordata; Aves; Passeriformes; Paridae. Bases 288 to 941 code for a protein of 217 amino acids. Gene Ontology annotation, molecular function: hypoxanthine phosphoribosyltransferase activity. Gene Ontology annotation, biological process: purine ribonucleoside salvage. The record is from RefSeq and is a predicted model, not a curated record.